AUGCGUGAUCUCAGUCCUUCUCUCUUAUCUCCCGCCAACUACGACGGCGAUGCCGCCUCCCUGCGAUCACCCUCGGAGCAGGACUCCGACUCCGAAGACGAUGAGUUCCUCAGCCAUGAACGCAACACCUUAGAGCUUGCCGAACAUGACCGAGCCGUGCUGGAGGAUGAAGAAGAGUUGGAGAAGUUGCUGACAAGGCGUGGUCCUGCUCAUGGGCUACGCAGGAUGCUUAGUCCAAACGCCAGCAGUGUGCGCAUCGGGAAACGAGAACAGCGUCGGGCUCGAAAAGAGGCUCGAAAAGCACGCCGGGAGAGAGUCAGCGAAGAGGGUGAACUGAUGUAUGAAAUGGAAGAAGGGUUUGGUGAUGACGAGAUCUCCCUCAUUAGCCGGUCAUCGUCAAAGUUGAACGGGAAGGAGGAAUACAUUGACGAGCCGACUCGGUUCUCAUGGCGGAGAUAUCUUCUGAUCUUUGCGGUGAUUCUUGUUCUCUUCCUCAUCCUCAUCCUGGGCUCAUACAAGGCCUCGACCGGCUUCCGGGUUUCGCGCACUCGUUCUAAACCGCUCCUCUCAAACGGUACGGCACUUUUUGCACCAACCACCAUUCUUAUCUCGCUGGAUGGGUUUCGUGCCGAUUUCCUCCAAGACCGCAGUGUGACCCCGGCCCUCAAUGCCCUCAUCGCCGACGGCGUGUCCCCACGAUACAUGCACCCCAGCUUCCCGAGCGUGACAUUCCCCAACCAUUUUACACUUGUGACAGGGCUCUACCCCGAGAGUCAUGGAAUUGUGGGCAAUAAUUUCUGGGAUCCGGAAUUAGAAGAAUCAUUUUACUACACCCACACCGAUGUGAGCAUGCAACCCAAAUGGUGGAAUGCGGAGCCACUCUGGGAGACGGCGGAAAAACAAGGAGUGAAGAGCGCGAUUCACAUGUGGCCGGGGUCUGAGGCACACAUUGGAGAGCAGGAACCGACCUUUUUGGACCAAUAUAAUGGCACCGAGGCGUUGUCGCGCAAGGUGACCAGCAUUCUCGAGUUCCUCGAUCUUCCCGGCGUGGAAGACGAGUCGCAGAUUACACCCGAGCGGCCACAAUUCAUCGCCGCGUAUGUUCCCGAUGUUGAUCGGGACGGACACAACUACGGGCCUAACAGCACCGAAGUUCGAAACACGGUCCACAAUGCAGAUGGUAUGAUUGCAGGGCUCAUGGCAGGCCUGGAGGACCGCAACCUAACUCACGUGGUGAAUAUUGUCAUCGUCUCGGACCACGGCAUGGCCAGCACAUCCACGGACCGACUGGUGCAGCUCGAAGACCUGGUCGAUACAAGCUUAAUCGAGCAUCUUGACGGAUGGCCAUCGCGCGGCUUGCGUCCCAAGCGUCCUGAAGACCUUCCAGUUCUGCAGAAGCAGCUAGAAAAGGUGGCAGACAAGUACGCGCAUGCUGUCCAGAUCUACACCCGAGAGACGAUGCCUGAGCGCUACCAUUUCACCAAUAACGACCGCAUUGCGCCUCUGUGGGUCAUCCCUAAGGCGGGCUGGGCCAUUGUCGAACGACCAGAAUUCGACGCCCACAAAGCCCAGAAAAUGGGCGAGGUCUACCAUCCGAAAGGAAUCCACGGAUAUGACCAUGAACACCCGCUGAUGCGAGCCAUCUUCAUCGCCCGCGGUCCAGCCUUCCCAUACACGCCCAACAGUCGGUUGGAAGCAUUUCAAAAUAUCGAAGUAUAUAAUAUUGUCUGCGACUCCUUGGGAGUCGACCCGCGCCCCAAUAAUGGUACCUUACAUCUUCCACUGGAGCCGGUGGGCUUGCACUCCGACGACCGCGCGCCCGCCACUAAUCAGCCAGCGAAUCUGCCCAUCCACACUUCGACCACAGAAGGGCCAAGUGUACCUACAAUCUCCGCGGCAGCAAAGCCGACCGCUGGGGAUUCUCACAAGGCAGACAAAACGACAUGGUGGAAGAGUUUCUGGGGUAAAGUUGACGUGUGGAAGCAGUGGGCUGGUGAAAUGUUCUCUGCGGAAAAGGACAAUCACCCGGGGUCGCGACGAUGA
Molecule: messenger RNA, 2043 nt
Organism: Penicillium alfredii
Lineage: Eukaryota; Fungi; Ascomycota; Eurotiomycetes; Eurotiales; Aspergillaceae
Product: nucleotide pyrophosphatase/phosphodiesterase family protein
Exons: 3
Coding region: 1-2043 (680 amino acids)
Biological process (GO): nucleoside triphosphate metabolic process
Molecular function (GO): nucleoside triphosphate diphosphatase activity; ribonucleoside triphosphate phosphatase activity
Source: RefSeq, a predicted model, not a curated record